Messenger RNA from Salvia hispanica, 1308 nucleotides. Lineage: Eukaryota; Viridiplantae; Streptophyta; Magnoliopsida; Lamiales; Lamiaceae. The record is from RefSeq and is a predicted model, not a curated record.
CCUUACAUGGCAACGACAACCCCGCCUUCUUCAAUGGCGAAACGACAUCGUUCGCAGGUUCACGACGGCGCAGCUGCAGGCACGGCGGAGCUCAACUCUGUUUUCAUAGACACCAGCCUCGGUACUCACAUCGCCGUAUCCGUAUGCAGCUCCGACACAGUUUCAGACUUAAAAAAGAAGGUGACUGUGGCUCAUAAGCAAUCCUUUCCGGAAAUUGGUGAGAUAGAGGUCCACUCUGUGAAGUUGGAACAGAGAUCAAACUAUUAUCAUCUGUCAGACGAUAUGCUUGUUUGGACUGCGUUUGGCGAGGUUAACAGAAAUUGGUUUCUUUCGGUCACAGCUUCCAUUGUCCCCAGACAUCUCUCAGGAAGAAGCUCUAUGAAUGAUAUUUAUGAUGAUUGCAACGGUUUCAUAUCUGAUAGGAACAAGAAUGCAAUUGUUCUUUUUGCGUUGCCGGCUCGUGCUGCUCAAAAUAAUGCUGUUUCGGAGACCACUGAUUCUCACACAAGUAUUUAUGCAGAGGCACAUUGUAUGGGAACCGAGUCUCCUGUGAAGAAGAAACGUAAAGUGAGGCACACAAAAGAUGAAAGUCAUAAUUCUGGAUUCGAAGGUGGCAACACCAUGUUUUGUUCAAAUGAUAAAGAUGUGAAGCCUAAUAUGUCCCACUCAAUUGUUAAGGUCUCAGGUCUGAAGAAUGACGAAUAUGAUGAUGAGGGGAGGCUUCUGUAUGACAGAACUUACCUACCCAACGUAGCAGAAAAAGGUAAUUUUGGAAGCAUUUUGGACUACCAGAACCUAAAUGGUACUGAGAGACCGAAAGAGGACAAUAGGUUUGAGAGUGUGGUAAAUGAACUGGACAAUGAGGUUGUUUCCAAUUUUAUACAAGGUUCUUCAGCUGGAAUGAGGGAUGCUGCUUGUGAAGGUGGAGAUGUCAACACAUUGGGGAAAAAAAAGAAAAGGAAAUUUGAGAAAACAGCAGAAAACAAUCAUGAUAGAACAUAUAUGGAGCACUUUGGAAAAGGUGAAACGACCAAGCCCUCUACUCUUAAAAUGGAAGAAGGAAUGGGUUUGUCAUUAGAGAAUGAUCAUGAAGUUUUAAUGCCAUCAAACAACAAAGCUUCAGACCAUGUUAUUCCAGAUUUAUCACCGAAGGCAGAAAUCCUUUUGCAGAAUGCAGAAAAGAGUAGUUUUAUUGAUCAGAACUCCCAUAAACGUUUAGAUUCUGAUGAGAGAAAAGAAGACAAUGCAUUACAGAGUAAAAUAGAUCAUGAAGGCAAGAUGUUCCAUCAAUGCAUUCAGAGGUGUUAA